AGAAAGCCGCUUGGCUCCCUGCAGCGGUAAGUUAGCUAGUUACUUUGUUAACUAGCUAGUAGUUAAUUAGUGUUUCCUGCUGAUCGCUCUCAGAGGCUGAAGCUGCUGUUGUUUUUCAGGCCACCGUACCUUCAUGGCUGUGUACGUCCUCUCAGAUGGGGCGGGUCAAAGCUCCCAGGUGCCUUCUCACCUGUCCAGGAUUCCCAUCGCUCUGCUCAGCCCGAACACUGACUACACCAACAAAACAGUCCAGGGUAAAGUGAUUCACAAAGGACCAUUGGUGAAGAUGUCGAAGGACGAGUUCGUCAUGAAGGCUGUCAUUCAGGAGGAAGAAGAAUCCACGCAGAGUGUCCGCCCCCAGCCUUCCAUCAACCUGGUUAUCCUGGGAGCUCUAGCUGAGAACUUCAAUCUAAGGGUCAAUCUAGGGGAUGUGGUUUUGGCCUCUGGGUUCACGGUUGGUAAAUCUCCCACUGCUAAUAAGGACAAGCUUCACGCCUGUAACCUGCUGCUGUCAGGAGAUGAUGCAUCCAUCUAUGUCUCCAAGCAGAAGCCUGCUGAGCCCAAAUCACCACUGGCCAGGAAGAGGAGCUCCUUGAUUCCUGCAGAGGGUUCCAGGGCAGCCAAGGGUCCAAAGUACAGCUAUGUGCAUCUGGAUCAGCUGAAGGAUAAAUCUGUGGUGAACGUCUAUGGAGUGGUGACGUUCUUCAAGCAGCCGUUCAAGACCCGGGGUACAGAUUACUGCUCCACCCUGAAGAUAACUGACCAGUCCAACCAGAAGGUCGGGUGCACUAUCUUCUGUGGGAAUCUGGAGGACCACCCCAAGAUUUUUGAGAUUGGAGACAUUGUCCGCAUGCAUCGAGUCAAGGUGGGUCUAUACAACAACUCCCCCACUCUGGUCAAUACCUCUGGUUUCUCUGUGCUGACAUUUAGUGGCACAGUGGGCGCCGCCGUUGAACCGCGGACCCGCAGUAAAACCUUCCACUUCGACGAGGACGACCGGCGCACCGUGGAGGAGCUGAGAUCCUGGGCUGCGAGCCACAGCCAACUCCCACCCAGCUCUACCGCUGUCACUCUGGCAGCCGUUCAGCCCAACACCUACUUUGACCUGACCUGCCAGCUGCUGGCCAAAGCCCCCAUUGAGUCCUCCUGCACUCUGCUGAGGGUGUGGGAUGGAACCAGAUGUCCUCAGACUCUCCUAAAGGUGAUCGUUGAGCCAAACGUCACAGAAGGUCCGGCUUCGUUCUCCAAGAAGAAAGAGGGCGUCAUCGCAAAUGUCCUAGUGUACGAUAACCACGUGGAGACGUCAAGACAGCUGCAGCCUGGUGCUUUUCUGAGGAUCUAUAACCUGCGAGCCAUCCCUGGAUCCAGCAAAGAGCCGGGCCUCACCAACAGCCAGCCAGUGGAGGUGGAUCACCUCGCUUUUCAUCUUCAUGGGGGAACGUCGUACGGCAGAGGCAUCAGGAUUCUGCCGGAGGACAGUCCAGAUGUGCAGGAGCUCAAGAGAGUCAUGGAGGCGUUUUCAGAGGAGGAGGAGGAGCCGAGUGACUCAGAACUGCUGGAGGUCUUCUCCACUCCUCCAGAAUAUUUGGACGGUGAUGCAGUGGACCAUCAAACUGAGCGAACCUGCAGACAUCAGGUCCAACAGGAACCGCUGUCCCAGGUGAAGCAGAAUGAUCAGAGCCAGGUUCACCACGUCAGAGUCCAGCUCAGCUCCUACCAGCCCCACAGACUCUUCCAGGCUCUCAAGCUCUUCUGCAGCAGAUGUUCAUCCAUGUAGGUCAAACUCUGAGGCUGAGGCUCUGCUGGAU
Cyprinodon variegatus (sheepshead minnow) is the source of this 1808-nucleotide messenger RNA. RefSeq names its product protection of telomeres 1 (gene pot1). The record is from RefSeq and is a predicted model, not a curated record. The coding region runs from base 134 to 1777 and encodes 547 amino acids. Lineage: Eukaryota; Metazoa; Chordata; Actinopteri; Cyprinodontiformes; Cyprinodontidae. Gene Ontology annotation, biological process: telomere capping; regulation of telomere maintenance via telomerase. Gene Ontology annotation, molecular function: telomerase inhibitor activity; G-rich strand telomeric DNA binding. Gene Ontology annotation, cellular component: nuclear telomere cap complex; chromosome, telomeric region. The transcript is spliced from 14 exons.